GGAAGCGCGGAUGAGCGGACCGGAUAGUUUGAAUGCUCCGCGCCGGAAAAGGGUUGAUUCGGUGGGAGAAGGUGUUGGGGAGCUCUCUCCGGAGUCUGAGGGCUGAGAUCGGUGGCGGAGGGACGCAACCCGGGACGCCAGCGGCGGGAACCGAGGAGAGGUGUUGCCAUGGUGAUGGCUGUAGAAGACAGCGUGGUUCGGGUGGUCGUGCGGGUGAGGCCCCCCACCCCUAGGGAGCUAGAGAGCCAGCGGCGGCCUGUGAUUCAGGUGGUAGACGAGCGGAUGCUGGUGUUCGACCCCGAGGAAUGUGACGGGGGAUUCCCUGGCCUCAAAUGGAGCGGCUCCCACAACGGCCCCAAGAAGAAGGGCAAAGACAUGACCUUUGUCUUUGACCGGGUCUUUAGUGAGGUGGCCACUCAACAGGAUGUGUUCCAGCACACCACUCACAGCGUCCUUGACAGCUUCCUCCAGGGCUACAACUGCUCAGUGUUUGCCUAUGGAGCCACCGGGGCCGGGAAGACACACACAAUGCUGGGAAGGGAGGGGGAGCCUGGCAUCAUGUACCUGACCACCAUGGAGCUAUACAGGCGUCUUGAGGCCCGGCAGGAAGAAAAACAAUUCGAAGUGCUCAUCAGUUACCUGGAGGUGUAUAACGAGCAGAUCCAUGACCUCCUGGAGCCCAAAGGACCCCUCACUAUCCGUGAGGACCCUGAUAAGGGUGUUGUGGUGCCCGGACUUUCUUUCCACCAGCCGGCCUCAGCUGAGCAGCUCCUCGAGAUGCUGACCAGAGGCAACUGCAGCCGCACACAGCACCCCACUGAUGCCAACGCCACGUCUUCCCGCUCCCACGCCAUCUUCCAGAUCUUUGUGAAACAGCGGGAUCGGGUUCCAGGGCUGACCCAGGCCCUUCAAGUAGCCAAGAUGAGUCUGAUUGACCUGGCUGGCUCAGAGCGGGCAUCUAGCACCCAUGCCAAAGGAGAGCGGCUACGGGAGGGUGCCAACAUCAACCGCUCUCUGUUAGCACUCAUCAACGUCCUCAACGCCCUAGCCGAUGCAAAGGGCCGAAAGUCUCACGUGCCCUACCGAGACAGCAAGCUGACCCGCCUGCUUAAGGACUCCAUUGGGGGCAACUGCCGCACUGUGAUGAUUGCCGCCAUCAGCCCUUCCAGCCUGACCUACGAGGAUACUUACAACACCCUCAAAUAUGCUGACCGUGCCAAGGAGAUCAAACUCACACUGAAGAGCAAUGUGAUCAGCCUGGACCAGCAUAUCAGCCAGUAUGCUGUCAUCUGCCAGCAGCUCCAGGCUGAGGUGGCUGCCCUGAAGGAGAAACUCAAGACAUAUGAGGCUGGAGGCCAGGCCCUGCAGCACCGCUCCCCACAGCCACCCAAGUUAAGCAUGCCGCAAUGCCUUUCUAGCUCUCCAGUCCAGCCUGGGCGCUCCAGCCAGUCCUACACCCCAGAACUCCAAACAAAGUGUGGGACCCUGGAAGAGGAGAGCCUGAGGACAGUGGCCCAAGGACAGGGGCUUGUGGAAGAAAAUGCUUCAGAGGAGGAGGAGGCCCCACAGGACAAACAGUUUCCAGCCCCGAUGCCAGAGCCAAACCUGCCAGGGUCCCCUACUCCAGUUUUGCAACACUCGCCACAGAGACUGGAUGGGGACUAUUCUAAACAGUUGGCCCUCCGGGUGCUGUGCCUGGCCCAAAGACAGUACUCCCUGCUGCAGGCGGCCAACCUCCUGACCCCUGACAUGAUCUCAGAAUUUGAGACCCUGCAGCAGCUGGUGCAUGAGGAAAACAGUGGAGAUGGGGCUGAGCGGCCCAGGGCUCCUGGUCUGGCCAGGGGCGACCUUCUAGCUCAGGAGCUAUGUUCAGAGUCUAAGUUGUCAGGGUACUGUGGCCCUGUGACCCGGACCAUGGCAAAGCAAUUGAAUGGCCUCACGAACACUCUGGGGAUCCUGCUAGCACCUGACUGCGCCUCAGAUAAGAUGGUCCAGAAGCCCAUCGAGGAGAAGAGGAAGAAGAAGAAAAGGAAACUGAACCCCACAGAGCCAGGCAGCCCAGCAGCCCCAAAUCAGGAGAAGCGCCAACGCCAGUCCUUCCUUCCCUGCCUGAGGAGGGGCUCUCUACCUAAGGCCCAGCCUUCCUCUGAGCCCAGAACUCCCAAAAGAGAAAGGGCCUCUUCCCCCUCCCCCUCUUCCCGAGUCUGCCCAGCUACAGUCAUUAAAAGCCGGGUACCCCUGGGCACUUCUGCCUUACAGAACUGCUCUACUCCUCUGGCCCUGCCCAUCUGUGACCUCAACACCACCUUCAAUGUCUCUGAGGAGUCCCCCUCCAAGCCCAGCUUCCAUGAACUUAUUGGCUGCAAGAAAGUUCUCCCAGAGCUGAGCAGCACAGACCUGCCCUUUGUCCCCAGUGCACCUGUCUUAUUCACCAUGAAAGGCCCCAAGCCUUCUCUUCCUGGGACCACUGCUAACAAGAAGAGGCCCACUGUGAGGCCCUCAGUCUCCCGAGGCCGCAGCUGCAUCGCCCGCCUCCCCAGUAGCACCUUGAAGAAGCCAGACAGGCCCUCCGCAGCCACAGGUAACUGGAACUGGGCACAAGUAUAGCUGGGCAGGAGUGGCAGUUGAAAAUGGGGUAUAGGACAGGGUGGAUGGAGACCCAGGUGGAGGGCCUGACGUACUUCGAAGCAUUUCAGGGUCCCUGAUGAGGGAGGAGGAGGGGGUUGGGA
Acomys russatus (golden spiny mouse) is the source of this 2729-nucleotide messenger RNA. It is a transcript of the gene Kif18b, whose product is annotated as kinesin family member 18B. Gene Ontology annotation, molecular function: microtubule binding; ATP binding; microtubule motor activity. Lineage: Eukaryota; Metazoa; Chordata; Mammalia; Rodentia; Muridae. Gene Ontology annotation, biological process: microtubule-based movement. Bases 169 to 2607 code for a protein of 812 amino acids. The transcript is spliced from 15 exons. The record is from RefSeq and is a predicted model, not a curated record.